Molecule: messenger RNA, 1651 nt
Organism: Lycium barbarum (goji berry)
Lineage: Eukaryota; Viridiplantae; Streptophyta; Magnoliopsida; Solanales; Solanaceae
Exons: 3
Coding region: 108-677 (189 amino acids)
Cellular component (GO): endosome; trans-Golgi network
Source: RefSeq, a predicted model, not a curated record
AAUUCAAAGUAGUAGUAGGGAAACUCGACUGCUCAUUCUUCAGGCCAGACAUAGAAGAGAAUAAUGUACAAAAUAAUAACAAAAAGGUGAGAGUGUGUGAGAGAGAGAUGGCAAAUCCAAGAAGGACAUCAUUUUCCCCUUCGGGUAACCACAACCACCCCCAACUCCCAAUCUCCACCGCCACAAACCCAUUUCAGAAUCAGAGCCAAAUCUCAACAUUGAUGAACUCUCUCAAAUCUUUCCUAAAGAAACCCCAUGCUUUCCCUUUUCUCCUUUCUCUCUUCCUUUUCCUCACGUGGGUUUCCCUGAGAUUCCAACGUACUUCUACCCCUCAGAGAGAAGAGUGGCAUGCCAAGGUGGUUCAAUCUGCUGGAGAGUCGUUUCAAGAAGAUGAAAAAGCUAAUCUUGUGAGGUUUCCAGCUUCCUCUGCUUCUAUUGCCAAAGACAAACGUGGAUGGUUGCUCAACCCCAUUUCCCUAGCUCUUGAUUCUGCCAUUUCAGGUGGGGCAGCAAGUUGUGCUUCAGUUCAUUUGGGUGAGAUCAGAUCUGGUGGUCUUAGAGGCAACCACAGACACCACACAUGCAAUGAGACAUUUGUUAUUUGGGGAGCUAAGACAGUAUUCCGGUUUAUCUGUAGGGAAACAUAUUUUUCAGUUGCACAUAAUCCAGAAACAUGAAGAAAUUUGAAAUGUUGGUGUUACAUAAAUGAAUUUGAUUCCAUUGUAGUCCCUGCAACGCGAUGUAUUUACCUGGGGUAGAAGAGAUAAGUAUCUUGCUUAUAAUUGCUUUUGGAUGAACUGUGCAAUGAUUAGGAAAUGAAUUUAGUACAAAUGUGUCAAACAAACUGUCUGCUCCGCAGGCUCUUCAGGAAUCUUACAUUUUAGAUGCUGUCACUAGUCCAGUGUAUUUUUGUAGUUUUCCCAUGUUUUCAAGUAAAGGAAACACUGUCAGACCUUGCACAUUACUUUGUAUGCCAAAGUUACACUCGUGGAAGUGACUUAUUCUGAUGGGGUGUAUUUCUUGAAGUCAACCCUAAGCCAUAAUCAAGCUUUCUUUCAAGUUCUUCAAGAUCUUCGUAGUCUAGCAAAAACUUGCUCAAGUUUAUUUGUUCCCAGUAAGCCAUAAUCAUUUGCUUUUUGUAAUUACAUUUUUCAGUACCUAAGAUACAUUUUGAAGACCAUGAGUGUGGGUGAUUGGUUUUAUGUCUCUAAUCCUUCCCACCCUCUUUUCUAUUUCCUUCAUCCAAUUUUUGGGGUUCUCUAUAUUUAUAGUCUCUCUUUACUCACCAUUGAAGCAAGCAUUCUGCUCAUGCUUUGGAAGUGUUCAAUGUGUCAAUUUUUGCAGCUAGCUCCUCUAAAACUUCCAAAGCAUGAUUUGCUGCUUAUUCAUUAUUUCUGAAUCAAAUGAAAGGGAAAUGAAGAUUAAAUAAACAAUUAUAGCUACUUUUCAAAAGAAAAACCAACUAUAGCUAUUAAAUCAUCUCAUCUAUUACUAUUACAUUUCCCAUAGAAUUGUCCUUUUGAAUGAGUAAUCAUGUUUUCCUUUAGAAUUGUUUUUUUGAAUGAGUAGUCAUGCUUUCCUUUCCUUUCUUAUGGGUUAGGGUUGCAAGUUGGUUAUAUAUACCCCUCCUUCUCUUGAUUCGCUAACUCUU